Macrobrachium nipponense is the source of this 1789-nucleotide messenger RNA. RefSeq names its product adhesive plaque matrix protein-like. The coding region runs from base 50 to 634 and encodes 194 amino acids. Lineage: Eukaryota; Metazoa; Arthropoda; Malacostraca; Decapoda; Palaemonidae. The transcript is spliced from 3 exons. The record is from RefSeq and is a predicted model, not a curated record.
UUACGUCACUCGACGUCCAACAAUAGACUUUGGGAGGCACUUGUUCAAAAUGGCGACCAGCUGGUUAAUCGUCUCCACGGUUGGGGCCCUCCUGGCUAUCGUGGAAGCCGGACCCAAAGCCGCCUACAACUACCUGCCGCCUCAAUGCACGCCCCAAACCGAAUACAUUACCCAGUACCAGACGCAAAUCGAACAAGUCCCAGUCUACGAAACAGUCUACAGUGACCGGUACAUCCCCACAACAGUCUACCAGCCAGUCUACAGCACAGUCUCCAACACCCAGUACCAGACGCAAUUCGUGCCCCAGUACGUAACCCAGACUGAGUACCAGACUCAAGUCCAGCGCGUGACGGACUACAAGACUAACGUGCAGACCGUGCAGAACACCCAGUACGUCACGAAGACUGACGUCGUGCCCACGUACGUCACCAAGACUGAGUACACGACGGUCUUCCAGCCUCAGGUGCAGCUUCAGACUGUUUUUAAGACCCGGACCAGUACGAAAUACAUCACGCAGACUGAGGUGAUUCAUAACACGGAGUACCAGCCGCAGUUGGUACCGCAUUACGCCACUGUGACGCAGACGGUACAGUCUUACAAGACUGUCUGUCCUAAGGAAGGGUACAGUCGUUAAGUGGUCUACUUCGAAUUUGGGAAGGGCAUUUAAAAAAAACUGGAAGACGAAACUGGAGCUGGAAGACGAAAUUGUAUGUGGCUGGAAAUUGCAAAUUGAUAAAUUUAACUUAAAAAUUGAUAGAUCUACUUAAUUUCCUACUUAGUUAUUGAUGAUAAAUGGUCUACUUCGAAUUUGGGAAGGACAUUUAAAUAAAAAAAACUGGAAGGCGAAAAUGGAGCUGGAAGACGAAAUUGUAUGUGGCUGGAAAUUGCAAAUUGAAAAUUUAACUAAAGUUUACAGAUUCUACUAAAUUUCCUACUUAAUUAUUGAUAAAUUCGACUUAAUUUCCUUCUAAAUUAUUGAUAAAUUCUAUUUAAUUUCCUACUUAAUUAUUGAGUGAUAUCCAUCUCCUUCUCACCGAAACUGGCUUUAUUCUGUCCCUAAUUCAUUCGAGCUCAAUAGGAAUGAAAGAAUAUAUAUAUAUUUUCAUGGGCAUUAUUAAGCUGCAAGAGGGUAUGCCCCCACUUGUAGCAUCAAUUCAGUUUAAUUUCCUUUAUAAUUAUUGAGUGGUUUCUAACUCUUCAACGAAAACUGGCUUUAUUCUAUCCCAAAAUUCAUUCCAGCUCGAUAAUUGUAUUUUCUUGAGCAUUAUCAAAAUUUUGCAAGAAGGUAUGCCCCGACUUGUAGCAUCUAUUCAACUUAAAUUUCUAUGUGAUUGUUGACUGGUUUCUAUCUCCUCAGCGACAACUGGCUUUAUUCUGUCCCAAAAUUCAUUCCAGCUCGAUAAUUUAAUUUUCUUGGGCAAUAUUAGAUUACAAGAAGGUAUAUCUACUUAUGACAUCUUUUCUACUUAAAUUCCUAUGUAAUUAUUGACUGAUUUUCAUCUCCUCAACGAAAACUGGCUUUAUUCUGCCCCAGAAUUCACUCCUACUCACCAGAAGUGAAAAUUUGUGACGUUACUCACUUCCAUUCUUCAGUUUCACCUUCCAGAAGGGGAAUUAAAUGAGAAUGUGAAAUGUAUCAAUGAAACUAAAGAUUAUUGCAUUAGUAAACAUAAAGAUUAAUGUAAUAUAUAGGUAUAUAUCGCACCAGGGUCUGGGAAUGAAUACUCUGAAUAAAGAAACUGUAAUAAUGUUUACUAUCCAGCUGUAUAAAGGAGCUUAAAACAAUAAA